Triticum urartu is the source of this 1246-nucleotide messenger RNA. Its product is annotated as secretory carrier-associated membrane protein 5. Lineage: Eukaryota; Viridiplantae; Streptophyta; Magnoliopsida; Poales; Poaceae. The record is from RefSeq and is a predicted model, not a curated record. Gene Ontology annotation, biological process: protein transport. Gene Ontology annotation, cellular component: recycling endosome membrane; trans-Golgi network membrane.
AGUCCACCGCGGCCGACACGCCCACUCCAACCCCCACACCCACCGAUUCCCUUCUACCUCCCGUGUCACACACUAAACCAAACCACCGAUCAUUUCCACCCGACGCUUCCACCGCCCGAAUCCAGCCAGCCAGCCAGCCAGGCGAAGCUGCGAGGAUGUACCGAGAUCCCAAUCCCUUCGACGAGGGCGCCGACGACAGCGCCUUCUCCAAUGGGGGAGGACGCGGUGGUGCCGCUGGUGGUGGUGGCGGCAAGUCGCAGUUCCAGUUUCGCCCGACGGAGCCCGUCGGAUUCGGCGCCGGUGGCAACGGGGACGCCGCCGUCGACAUCCCCCUUGACAACAUGAACGGUUCGAAUGGCAAGCAAAGUGAGCUCUCGCAGUGGCAGGCAGAUCUCAAGAGGCGAGAGGCGGACAUAAAGAGGAGGGAGGAAGCUCUCAAGAGUGCUGGGGUGCCCAUGGAGGACAAGAACUGGCCGCCAUUCUUCCCAAUCAUCCACCACGACAUUGCCAAUGAAAUACCAGCCAACGCGCAGCGGUUGCAGUAUCUUGCUUUUGCUAGCUGGCUCGGCAUCGUGCUUUGCCUCGUUUGGAAUUUCAUUGCUGUCACAGUCUGUUGGAUCAGAGGGGGGGACUCUAAACUGUUUUUCCUGGCUACUAUCUACGGUAUGCUUGGAGUACCUUUGUCCUACUUGAUGUGGUAUAGGCCUCUGUACCGUGCAAUGAGAACUGACAGCGCAUUCAGCUUUGGGUGGUUUUUCCUUUGUUACAUGCUCCACAUUGGCUUUUGUAUAAUUGCUGCCAUUGCUCCGCCGAUCGUAUUUCGUGGGAAGUCAUUAACGGGUAUACUGGCUGCAAUCGAUACCUUCUCUGAUCAUGCAUUAGUUGGGAUACUUUACUUUGUUGGAUUUGCCUUGUUUUCACUGGAGACAGUUGUGAGCAUUUGGGUUCUUCAGAGAGUAUACAUGUAUUUCAGAGGGCACAAGUGAAGCGGGCAACGGAAGAAAAUACAGAAGUCCACCGGUGUCAUCGGAGCGUGCUGCGGUUCUGUGCAUACAUAUGAGUACAUGCCAUUCUUUGUAUGUUAUGGUAGUUAUGGGAAUAAUUUGCCUCAGAAAUUCAGAAGUUUGUUUAUUUGUUGCAAGAGAGUAGAAGUGUAACAAACGUUGUAUUAGUGUUAUCUCUUGAACUGUCUGUUGUUUAAAACCUUGGAUCUUACCUAUAUAAACUGCAUGUUGUUUGAAGCCUA